AUGGCUAACGCUUUGCGGGAAUUAUCGGUUAUUUGUAGAUUUUGCCUGUGCCAAAACGAGAGAUUGCUCCUACCGAUUGCGAAAACAGUAGAUAAACUGUUAACAAUCGAAGAUAUUGAGCGGUUUUCAGGAAUUCAGUUGGCCACCACUUCUUUAGUGGCGCACAUUAAAACUGUGCACUUGAAAACUGUAAUGAAAACUUGUGAAAUAUGUGGCAAAGGCUUUGUUCACCACAAAACGUAUCGUUAUCAUAUGGUAAUUACAAAGAAAACAUAA
Molecule: messenger RNA, 276 nt
Organism: Anopheles marshallii
Lineage: Eukaryota; Metazoa; Arthropoda; Insecta; Diptera; Culicidae
Exons: 3
Coding region: 1-276 (91 amino acids)
Source: RefSeq, a predicted model, not a curated record